AUGAGUUUGGGAAAGUUGCCGGUCUUCAAGAACCUGGUCUCCAACUCUCAUGGCAAGCGUAGGUUCAAGUCUGAGCUGACCCCUGACAUGAUUAGCUCGCCAUUGGGUGACUUCCGGCACACCAUGCACGUAGGCCGGGGUGGAGAUGUGUUUGGCGACACCUCCUUCCUCAGUGACCAUGGAGGGGAGAAGGCGCAUGAGACUGCGAAGUCCAACCCACUCGUCCGAGCACUGAGGAAUGUGAGGAAGCCACCAAUGAGGAGCCGCAACAGUAGCCGAGAGAUGUCACCUCCACCAGCAGUGUCCCCAAUCAUUAAGAACGCCGUUUCCUUGCCACAUCUGUUAGAGACAAAGAAUGGGUCAGUGGAGCGACUGAAUUUCAAAAGCGUGGUGUCAAGUCCAGGAGUGAUGGAUGGAUCAUACGGGUUGGAAUCGGGAUUCUGCACCCUUCCGAGGUGGUCCAGGCUGGACAAGCCGAAAGAGAGCCCUGCCGCAGCAGAAUCGGAGAAACGGAUGGACAACCUGGACACCACGGACCUUGAGUUUCCCCGCACUGACUCCUUGCUGUCCUUCAGCUUGGAUCUGGGGCCCUCCCUGAUGGCCGAGGUGCUGGGGGUCAUGGCCAAGGAGAGCCCCGACAGCUCGGCAAACGCCGCGUCUCCGGUGAGGUUUGACCUGGGAGGCUCUUUGGGCCAGGCGGGCCCUCAGGGAAACGGCAGGGGUCACCAGGGGGAGAGGGGUCUGUCAGCCGCGGCACUGAGAGGACCUUACCAGCAGAAGGGCGCUGUGGACCCGCACCCCGAAGAUCCGGAUGGCCUGAGGGGGCCGCAGAACUAUCCUUCAGAGCGACACGUCCUCCGGCAUUGCGGUGGCUCCAUCAGUUAUCCGGAUUCAAACGAGCUUGGCGGCACGAGGGGCGUCGUCGUCGUCGUCGGCAGCAGCCUCCGAGCGGACGCUCGGCAGCAGCUCGCGCCAAGGGAGACGGUUAGCGCACGUGGGGGCAGCCAGCCAACGGACAGCGGCGCCCCGCGCGCCACCGGCCGCCAUUUUGUCGCCUCGCCGCCGACAGAAUCGUGCCGCUACCGGGCCGCCGAGGGGGUGGACAGCCGUAGUAGCGGCGGCGGCAGUAGCACCAGCAGUAGCAGCCCAGGGAGCUGGAGAAAGCUGUCACCAUCGUCGGGGCAACGUGUCCCGGCGGACGGCGAGGAGAGAGGUGAGGCGUACGGGGAGGAAUACAGAGAGAGGCGCCUGUCCCCGGCUCAGGGAAUGGCCUUCAGCCCCCUGAAGACUGAGGCCUUUGCCUUUGCGGACGAAGAUGAUGAGAUCCGGGUUUAAUUUCUCGGCUCUGGCAAUAGAGACUCUACUAUCCUUUCAUUAUUACCGUAGAUGGUCAUAUUCUUAAAUGGGCAUAUUUCCUUUACACAUGACGUGGAGGUGCCAGUAUUGGGACGGGGGUGGACAAAGGCAGAAGUCCCACUAUAACAGGUUAUAGCCCAAAGGGUUUGUUUGAAAUCCAUCCCCGCCUCUUCGACCUGUUUGUUUCCUCUCUUCUAUCCGCCUCCCACUCUCUCCCUAUUUAUUUCAGAACCCCCUUCC
Messenger RNA from Rhincodon typus (whale shark), 1596 nucleotides. Its product is annotated as cdc42 effector protein 1-like. NCBI's taxonomy places the organism in Eukaryota, Metazoa, Chordata, Chondrichthyes, Orectolobiformes, Rhincodontidae. The transcript has 2 exons. The record is from RefSeq and is a predicted model, not a curated record. The coding region runs from base 1 to 1335 and encodes 444 amino acids.